AUGUUCCGAGUUCUGAUGCUGGCGGUAGCCUUAGGGCUGUCUGCUGGUACCCAACGCCGAAAAGCAGCUUAUGUCCCAAACAAAGAAUACUGGUAUGACUAUGAAACACAGGUGGUAACAGGUAUUCCAAAAGGCAGUAAGAUUUAUUCCGGACUCAAGUUAAAGGCCACUGCAAAGUUACAUUUUGAAACAGCUGCAAAGGUUUUGGUCAAGUUUGAAGAUGUUGAGAUGUACAAGAUCAACGAUAUGAUUGAUGGUCUUGAUCCAACAAGGCAGCAAAUUCCGGAAGAACUUUUCCAACAACUCUCAGGACCGGAAACAACAGAUAUGGCGCAUAAGCUUGCGAUGCCUUUGAAAUUCAGCUAUAUUCGAGGCCACAUCAGCGACCUGCAGAGUGACCAAAAUGAUCCAUAUUGGUCUAUGGAUAUCAAACGUGGGUUUCUCAGUUUAUUGGAAGUGAACAUGGACGAGCGCCAAACACUUGAUAAGCCAUCCCCAUUAAACAGCGAUAAUCAGAUGACACCUGACCAGAGCGAGUUCUACACUGUUCUUGAGCCAAGUGUUGCUGGUGAGUGUGAAACUUUGUACAGACGGAUGCCUGUCGUGACAUCAUACAUGGGCCCCUAUAUACGACUAAACAAGAUUAGAAACUACAACAAAUGUGUGAAUCGUCCAGUGUUCACAAACACCAUGUUCAACGAAUUUGUAUGCGCUGAGUGCGAGAAGGAUAGGACGGAACCGUUGAGAUCGACAUCCGAGGUGUAUUACUAUCUGAGAGGUGUGGAUAGGAGCUUCAUCAUUGAAAGUGCCAUUGCAGAGAGUCAACAUAUCUACACACAAUAUUCUGAAGAGGGAGGCAGUGUCGCCACUUUCAUCAACCAAACGUUGAUGCUGACCAAGACAAACGAUAUCUCCGAGCCAAUUCCAUCCCUUCAGAACCCAAAGAGCCACCCAUACAAUCUACGGUCUCAGGUAGUUGAUAUGAAGGACCCGAAAGAACAACAGUGGAAAUUAAGACAAUAUGAUUCUGAGACUCAAGAUAACGCUGAUAGAUGCGAACCAACGUCGUGCACACCUGCGGGAUCAGAAUGUAGACCGCCUGCCGAGCAGGAACGAAUAGAAGCGAAGAUCCAAAAGUUGUUGAAUUCACUAUCCGCAUUAACGGAGCAUGAAGUUAGAGAAGAAGCUACAACACUCCUUGCCAAAAUAUUGGUAGAAUUCCGUCAAGCUGAUUAUAAUGUUUUAAUGAAGUUUUGGACUCGCUAUGGAAAUCCAUCAAGUACAGACCCGUCAAUGAUCCGCAUCAGAAAAAUUCUGAUUGAUAUAAUGCCGACAGCCGGUACUCCAGCUGCUGCAUACGUCAUGGCAACUGCAAUCGAAGCCACACAAAUGACAGAAUAUGAGACAGCCAUGGUUCUUGGUAAUCUAGCCAUAUAUUCUUUGCCGGAUAUUUGUGUUGCGAAGUGGAUUCAGAAAAUCGUAAAACUCCCAUGGAUUGAUCAACACCAAGAUACUAAGAUAGCUGCGUGGCUGUGUAUGGGCGCUGUGGUGAACAAAAUCAACACACAGCAUGAGAAGAAGAUGAUGGAGAUCAAGAAAGAAAAGGCAUUGCUUAAGAAAGUAGAACGGUCUGAAAAUCCAGGACCAAUCAAGAGAGAGUUGAAACAGAAAUUGGCGCAAUACGAAUCGAAGUUGGAAAUGAAAGCGAAUUUAAUGAGUGGUUUAAAAGAAGAGUUCCUACAGAUGACUCAAACACUCCUUCGAUCUAAUGUGGAAGAAGACAAUAUUAUGGCUCUGAAAGCUAUUGGAAACGCCGGUAUUACUGAAUUCCUUCCAGACCUCAAAAACAUCAUCUAUGACAAAUCGAAGCCAUAUAUUCUUAGGUCACAAGCAAUGUUUGCUUUAAGAAAAAUGACUUCCAUCGAACCAGAAGUUAUAAGAAAAAUGCUGCUUCCGCGAUACUUCGACAAAACUGAACCAGAACCUAUCAGAAUAGUGGCAUUUUAUGUGUUUUUCACCGCUCACCCGCCGAGGCCAAUGCUGGAAAUGGCUGUACAGUAUCUUAACCACGAAACAAACCCAAACAUUGGAACAUUCGUAUACAGUCUCCUUGAACAAUACUCUAAUAGCUCUGACCCCUGCAUGAUGUCAAUGGUGAAGAAUUCAACGUGGGCCAUGCGUUUUGCCAAUAAAUAUGAUCCUAAGUAUCAUUAUUCAAGAUAUAUGCACGCUUCUGUGAAUGACGACAAAUUGAAAACCAGUGUAAUGAUGGACUUAGGCUUCCUUUCCUCAUCAAAGGAGUUCAUACCCACUUCUGCUGCUGCAAAUUUCCGUGCAAACAUUCUGGGUCGCCAUAUUGAUGUCAUGGAGGCCGGAUACAACUCUGAAGGUAUUCAGAAGUUACUUAGUAAAAUGAUGGGGCCAUACAGUGUUUGGAUGAAGGGUCAAUCUCCAUUUGAUAUGCUUGAACCGCUGCCACAGUCAGGAUCUAAUGAUGACUGGUCAAGCUUAGAUGACAACAGAGAAGACCAGAAUAACAUACGUGAUAUUCACCAGCAGUUGAAUGUUUCUCCCCGCCAGUCACCAGAUACAGAAGGGCAUAUUUACUUCAAAUUCUUUGGAAAUGAAGUUAGUUACAUUCCAUUUACUUACAAGUUCAUCGAAAGGUUGCUACGACAAGGCAAAAUCCAGUUGCCGGUACAUGAAGAGGAACUUAGAGUGGGGACCAAUCUAAAUCUUUACAAGUCAUAUGUCUUGUAUGAUGCUACACAUAUGUUUGCAUCUGAAGCUGGUUUCCCAAUAUGGAUGAAUAUGCAUGGUUCUACCUUCAUGAAAGCCGAAGGGACAUUUUCAGUCAUGGCUACUCCUUCUUUAUUCAAGAAUAGCAAUGGCAAUUUCCAAAGAAAAGUUGAGGCAUCUUUCCACAUUCACCCAAGUGCUGCCAUGGAAAUGGAAGGAACGAUGAUGGUAGACGCGUUUUACUUCAAGAGUGGGGCUGCAGUACGAGGUGCAAUGCAGGCAGGAUCACCACUGCACUUUCACUACGGAUAUGACGCCAAGGAAAACAAAUUUUACACAAACUUUGACGUUUCAAACUUGAAAGAAAAGUUUAUGAAGCUAGAGCUGAAGCCGUUUACUUUUGUACGGAAAGAACCGUUUGAUAUACAUCAUUGGCCGACCUUACCCGAAACCAAAGACAUUGAUGUUGCAGAGAAUGCGGUUUUAGAAACGGUAUCAGAAGAAUACGGGAAUCAUGAGUGGGGACUUAAGUUUGCUAUGAAUGGGCAAAGGGUAACAAGAAAUUUUCUUCCUACCAUUCCUUACUGUCCAUUUUCUGGGAAACAAAUGCUGUACUUCACAGUCGCGCCAGGAUUGAGCCCACCUAAUAAAUACCAGUUGGAGUUCAUGGUCCAUAAAAAUCAUGUUACAGACUGGUCCUCUUCCGAACAAUCUAGCGAACAAGAUGAGGGAUAUCUCAGUUUUUUUAAUGUCUUGAAUGUUUUUGGAUCCGAUGAUAGCUCUGCACCUCAAAGAGAAGGUAAUUCACCUAAUAAUCGCCUGCAACACAUAAUAGAAAAAAUGAGAAGCAAAGUACCAAUAUUGCAGGGAGGAGAGAAAUACGCAUAUUCGCUAAAGUUGACUGGGAUAGGAAGUAGUCCGAUACGACAAUAUAAUCUGGAAGCGCUUUUCCAGAAAAGUAGCGAUGAACAUGAAUCACAUCAUAUCAGCUUUUUAUUCAAGAGAUCGCCGUAUCCACAAUGGGAAACUGCACCAUUCCAAUGGGAUAUGGAUGUUAAGGUGACAUUCCCAAGAGUUCACAUUGACCCAUCGAAACUGAUUGAUCCCACAUAUUUGGAAGAACUUGAGAAACAGAUUAUGUUGUAUGUUAAGGAGGACGGCAAACAUCAUAUGACCCACAGAAUUAAUGACGUGCUUCCUGUGUAUCAAGACAUGGUCAUGACGAAAAUGCAAAGCCUGACCUAUUCGAAAACCUUAGUUGAUAGUCUGGUACAGGACAUUAUUAAGAAAACGGAGGAGUCAGCCGAUCCAGUUUUGAAGAAAUUGAUAAAGUUAGUUGAAGAACAGAAAAAAAUACUUCAUUUGUUUAAACAGUUGAAACACGAGAUGUACGAUAAAAAGUAUCUCAAAGAGAAGGAAAACAAAUAUUUGUCAUUGAUUCAUGGAGCGAAGUUUGCUGCUGAUAUCCUAAAUCAAGAAUUAGACAAGGUUCAAGGAAAUAACAAUGAUAUAAGAAAGCCCGUGCUUGUUAAAUAUUCGGUAUAUAAACAGCAACAGAUAUUGAGGAAAUUGUUGAAAAUGUUCACUUUCUUGAAAGACAUGCUUCCAGUACCAACACAGGCUGAUGUGAAAGAUAAACUGAAAGCUGCUGAAAUUCUAAUGCACCAAAUGGUACAAAAAGAGGCCCAGGUGAUGCUUCCAGAUUCACGUUAUCCAGAGUUGAAGGAGCAACAAGAUCGUCUCUUGCUUGAUUUGCUGUCGCCAACUACAUCUCCAAGACUUCAAGAUGUGAGCAUGUCUGAUGUUAUAGGGGUAAUAAAGAAAGUAGGCACAGUAGAAAGAAAGAUAAAAGUCGCCGUCAUUGGAGGAACAGUUAUUCCGAAAGCAGCAGCAUAUCAUAUUCUCGAAGCUGUUAUUCUUCAAAAACAGGUUAUAGAAAGCAUGAACAUAAAGAUGGAACUUGUUAAACAGCAUUUUAAGGACGGCCACAUUCCAGCACCACAGCCUGAUUUAAAACAGAAUUUCAUCUCUCAAAAAGAAGUAAUGAAAUCACAAGUCUGCUGCUUUUCAAAGAUGUUGGCUCAUCUCAUCUCAAAAGAUGAAGAGAGUAAUAUGCUUUUGCAAGUUAUUCCAAGCACUGAGCAUCCGCAACUCCAGAAACUUAUUCAGGUGACACUCGUUCAACCAAUGGUCUCUGUUAAACUUGAAAAGGUUAGGAUGUCGACCUUUCGUUCAGGACAAAGGAAUGACGACGAGAAAUUUCAUCUUCUCCACGAAAGCAUGCAACACCUUAAAGAAAUAAAAACGAAAUUAGAAGAACUUAUGGAUAUGCCAAACACCUUAUCACCGCAGUUGUUACAAAUGUCUGCAAAGAUAAUGCAAAACCAGAUGAAAUUACUCGAACAACUUAGAGAAAAUAUUCGCAGACUAUCAGUUUAUCGAUCGGUGAUGUCAGGAGAAGUACAUCAACCACUGAAGACUCUAAAAGACAGUGUAGAAGAUAUGUAUCUCGAACAACUGAAGUAUUUGAAAAAGGCAUUGUCUACUUUUCACAAGAGAUAUCUGCCGGACACUGAUUCAGACUCCGUGGUGCGUAGUCAGCCAGAUUCGAGAAUGCUCAAGAGCAAGACACUUUCAAGAGAUAUGGAAUACCCACAAAGACUUUAUUUGGAGAUGAAUGCACAUGUAGGACCUGAUAAUGGACGUACCAAAGUGUUGACGAUCGAGAUGAUUGGAAAGAAAUCACUGGCGCAGAUAUUUUGGGAAAAAGAUCAGUCGUCACCUCUAGUUAGAGACGAAGUCGUAAAGAAGUACCUCAGUGCAAAAGAAAGUGGCACCGAAGAAAUCACGAAGCCAUACAAAAUAUUGGACGAAGAGCUUAACACUUUCCGCCACUUCCACUUUAGCAUUGACUACAAUAAGGAUGAAUUCCCCGAUUACCUACAACUGUACUUCUGGCGCUACCGAGAAUUCUUGAAAUACAAGAUGUUCCAUCACAUGAGGCAAUAUUUCCCGGAAAAGACAUACAAACCUAAUUAUAUGGAGCUUAUUUUGGAUAUCGAAAGGAACAACUAUCAGAUGAACAUGGAUAUGUUGACUCGUGGUGAAAUUGACAGAUUUCGGGGAAUCCUGAUGCCUUUCUCUUGGAAAUCAUUACUUUCAUCUCUGCAACCAAAACCUCUCCAAAAUAGCAUUGUUCCGUCACCACUGCACAUCAACACCAAACUAUCGGGUGUAUGUGAGAUUAAAAGGAAUAUGUUGACGACUUUGGAUGCGAUUGAAUACAGUAUCCCUGACUCUAAAGGAUGCGAUGUCGUUCUGGCUAUGGAUUGUUCCUCUUCAACCGAAUUCGCUGUCAAAGCAAGGAAUAUUAAUUCAGAUCCUGCGAAGAAGGCGGUGGUAGUAAUGGUUGAAAAUAGGAAGAUUGAAGUGAUCCCAAGAAACAAUGUUUUGGUGAUGAAAAUUGAUGAUGUCGAACAGACCCUUUCAGACGAUAGUCCAUAUGUGAUUGAAAAAGAGGACAGAGAAGGAAGACACCAACCGACUCUUAUUGAAAUAUUGAAGAGAGGACCCCGGAUAUAUGUGAAUGUACCUAUUCAAGGAGCCCAGAUUGUCACCGAUGGAGAUCAUGUAUCAAUAAAAGUAUCGUCAUUCUAUUACUCUAAAGUAUGUGGUCUUUGUGGCGACUACAAUGGUAACCCAGGCAAUGAUAACAAGGACCCCCAGAAACAGUCUCAAGCAAACUCUGCAUGUCUGUUAGCUAGUUACGUUAUCUCAAAUGGCCAGUGUGAGGCUGCGGACGUCAAACGCGAAUGCAAUCAAGCCAUUCCUAGCCUGUUUUCAAAACCAGCAUCAUGCCGUUUGGAAAAGAGGACAGAAGUCAGAACAAAUUUGGACAAGAUAUGCUUCUCAAAACGGCCAGUGGAUAAAUGUGUUUCUGGUUGUCGACCACAGAACCAAAAGCCAAUACGUAUGCAAAUGAUCUGUAAGAACAGGCAAGAUCCAAGGGCGGAGGAGCUCAGACAAACGAGUCACCAACGGGUGCUCACAGAGUUACGCGACCAAUCACAUACUGACAUAAUGCGACUACUGCAGGACGAGAGUUGCCUGUAA
Molecule: messenger RNA, 6852 nt
Organism: Ylistrum balloti
Lineage: Eukaryota; Metazoa; Mollusca; Bivalvia; Pectinida; Pectinidae
Exons: 29
Coding region: 1-6852 (2283 amino acids)
Biological process (GO): lipid transport
Molecular function (GO): lipid carrier activity
Source: RefSeq, a predicted model, not a curated record